GUUGUGUUUACAUCCCUUGUGUUUCGUCAGGGCUUUUUGUAGUGACUUCUGAGAGACUUUUCGUCGAUCUAAUCCACAUUUAAAGUAUUUGGCCUUUAUAUUUAGAGUAUUCAAGUGGUUAUACUUAUAAAUAGAUAUGACAUAUAGAGUAAUGAUUUUAUGGAAUACACUACAGUGGAGGUAAAAGUCGAUAACGAAGCAGAUGAUGACUUUCCCAGGUCACAACCCUCACCUGUUCAGGUGGAGGAGCCUCAACAGGAGUAAAACAUCUGCAGACAAGGUGCACGUGAAGAAUGGGGAUAUUGAUCAGUGGAGGAAGCGGGUGGAGAUGGCCUCGGAGUUUGCUGUAUCUAAAGUCUUCUCCCACAAGACACCUCAGUCAAGAAGCAGCAGCCGAGCCGUUCCACUGCAAAGCUCUGACCAGUUGAAAGAACACGAUGACGCUUACAGUGAAGCUCAGGCUCUUCUUAAUGGUUGGCUGGGCAGUAAGAUGCGGUCGGAGCUGGAGGUGGAGGAGGAAGAUGACCUGACGCGCUCCACUGGGAGGAGACGCCCCGCUGCACCGGCUUGUACUCAACCUACCGCCCCAGACUACGACAGCUUUGAUGAUCUCUACAACUGCCUGACCGAGGAAGAGGAGUACGGCUCUGUUAAAAGCUUCCUACAAGGCCUGAUGGAGCAGGAGGUUUUAGACAGUGGGAUGAUGGAGGAACUGGUGCUGGAUGUCGGACAAUCAAGAAAGAAGUUCCGGGACCCGCUCAUCACAAUGGAAGCACGACACCAGCAGGUGCGAGAGAACAGGGCCCAACGUGACGCAGAGAGGCAGAGCAAGCAGAGAGAGAGAGAGGCUCAGCGGGGAGCCAGAGAGGAGGCAAAGAGGAGGGAGCGAGAGGAGGAGGCGAGGAAGAAGCAGGAGGCGCACAGACAGGCAGAGAUGGUGCAGCAGGAGAUGGUGCGACUGCGGCGUCAGAUGGAGGAGAGGAAAGGCCCGGACCGACUGAUUCGACAGAGGGAGAGAGAGAGAAUGGAAGGUCAGAAGUCGGCCAGUAACCUCCAGUCAGCUCCAACACAUUCUGCAAAACAGCAGCAGCAGCAGCAGGACGCAGAGCAACUGUACAGAGAACAGGCGAUUCAAACCAUGCUUCACUUGAGCAACCUUAAGUGUUUGCAGAGGCAUUUUUCUGAAUGGUAUUCAGUCGUGUUGGACCGAAGGCUUCGUAUGGGUAAGGCCGGGGCCCUCUCUGACUGGAAGAGGAAGCUGAGAGCAUGGCGAGGCUGGCGGACAGUGGUGUGGGCAGAGCAGAGGCAGCGAGAAGUGGCGAGAACAGAGGAGAGGCUACGGACCGAAAACAGACAAUGCCAGCUGGCUGUGGAGAGUGACCGAAGGCGGCUGCUGAAACAUUGUGUGAACGAGUGGCGGCUGUGGUGUCGCAAGGAGAGGGAACAACGAGAGCUUUUGGCCCAGCAGCAGGAAACCCGCCGGAAAAUGGCCGCUUUAAUCAGCGCUGCAUCAACAGGCAAACUCAAGCCCCCAGGAGCCCCCCUUGAUCGACCAAUAAUGGCCCCACACGAGGCAUCGAAUCCACCAGAGACUAGGAAGAAGGGGGAUCACCACAGGUCAGGCUCUUUGGCCCGUAACGCCUCUGCACUACAUAAGGAUAAGAUGCCUGCGAGAACCGCGGCACAGCCCACUCAGCCAUGGCAGGUGACCCGAAGGCAUGCAGCUCCAACUGCUGCUGAGCUCCAGGAUGCACGGCAGCAAGGGGUCGGUGGCGGCUUCGCCUCCUCAAAAAGCACCACCUCACCUAGCGACAGGUUUGAGAACAGACACGCCAUCCAGCAGCAAGUCAUCGCACAACAACGGAGGCUGCUGAAGGUGCAGCAAGAGCAAAUUGCACAGCUGAAGGAGGAGCAGAGCGUGAAGGGUUUGGAGGAGGAGACGGAGAAAACUGCACAGUUCUCACAACCAUCAAAGCGAAGAGGCUCGAGACCAAAGAGCCGCGACUCUGAGCCCACAGAGCAGAGAUUGGUCCAUGUCCCAUCUGCUAAUAUGGAGGAGGCAGAGCCUGAAACCAGGGAACAGAGAGUUUCCGCAGAGACCGACAAUCAGCGGACGCCUCCGAGGAAAGCUGUCACAUGUCAGACAUGCCCUCCUCCAAUCAUCUCCGCCAUGGAGGCCCGCGCCCGCCAACGCACAGAGCGAAGGAAGGAAAUCGAGGAGCUCAAGAGAAAGAAGGAGGAGGAGAAGCUGGCUGAGAUGAAAGCAGCUGAGGAGCAGAGAAAGAGCGAGGAGGAGGAGGAAAAACGCAGAGCAGCAGAAAAGAGGAGGGAGGAGAAGAGGCUGGAAAGAGAAAGGGAAGAGGAAAGUAAGAGGCAGGUGAAAAGGCAGCAAGAGCUCCUGAAAGUCGCCCGUCAACACUACCUAGGAACCUUGUUGCUACGGAGAGGCCUGGCGCCGUGGAAACGCCUCAUUCAGCUCAAACGAGCCAACACACAGCUGGCCGAGAGUCAUCACAAUCUCCUCCUCCUGAAGAGCUGCACACUCGGCUGGCAGCAAUCAACAAGAGAGGCCCUGUCUGGGAAAGAAGCUUCUGCUGACCAACUGCACCGGCACUGUCUGCUUCAGAGGAGCUUAAGCUGCUGGAUGAGACUGAGGGACUGGCGGCGGAUUCAGCAGGAGCAAGCCGAGCGUUUCUAUCGCACACGCACUCUGAGGAGGUUUCUGCUGGCGCUGCUCAACUAUGUGACCCAGGAGAGGCUGGAUGACUGGGACCGUCGGGAGCUGGCUCAGAAGCACAACAACAGACGGGUGCUGCGGCGAUGUUUCCUGGCCUGGAGGCCGCUUCCGUGUUUGCUGCGCAGGGAAAGGCAGCGGGAGACGCGGCGGGAGAAGCUGGGACGGAAAGUGAGCGAAGUCCUGCCUGAUUUCUGCUCGCUACCACCGCUAAGCCCCUGGGAGAGAGAGUCGGAACUGCCCACUCACACAGAGGACACACAAACUGUGCCGAGGACACUCAUAGAAACACAAAGAAAGUGAAUACAAGCGCACAUUUCUCACAUCCUUUUAAUAAAAAUAAAUAGAAAUUCAUUUCAUACAAA
This is a messenger RNA of Hippoglossus stenolepis (Pacific halibut), 3099 nucleotides long. It is a transcript of the gene ccdc191, whose product is annotated as coiled-coil domain containing 191. The coding region runs from base 203 to 3037 and encodes 944 amino acids. Lineage: Eukaryota; Metazoa; Chordata; Actinopteri; Pleuronectiformes; Pleuronectidae. Gene Ontology annotation, molecular function: phosphatase binding. The record is from RefSeq and is a predicted model, not a curated record. The transcript is spliced from 18 exons.